This is a messenger RNA of Ruditapes philippinarum (Manila clam), 839 nucleotides long. RefSeq lists its product as uncharacterized. The transcript has 6 exons. Gene Ontology annotation, molecular function: phosphotransferase activity, alcohol group as acceptor. Lineage: Eukaryota; Metazoa; Mollusca; Bivalvia; Venerida; Veneridae. Gene Ontology annotation, cellular component: Golgi apparatus. The annotation marks the transcript as partial. The record is from RefSeq and is a predicted model, not a curated record. Gene Ontology annotation, biological process: protein phosphorylation.
AGACAUAAUUAUGUCAUGAAACUGGUUGUUUUACAGAGCCUUUACACAUAAUACGUAAAUUAAAAAAUGUACAUGUCAAAUUGACUAACUGAAAGUGUUUGCUUUCUUUCUACCAUCACAAAAAGUGUUUUAUUACGGACAAUUGACCAAGGGACUAUUCACAAAGUGAACUUAUCUUGAACAAGAACAGAAAAAAAUACAUACUGAAAAAUGAAGUACAAAGCCCGUGUGAUAUUUACGUCAGUUGUAGCGGCAACGUUUCUGAUCUACGUCAUAUUGUUUGCGGAGCUCUCUGCGUAUGAAGGUCCGAAGGAAUGUCCUCUGCGGAAAAACGAAACAAAGGAUGUAAUACCUAUAAAAUUCAAAAGAAACAUAACUAGAGAGAUUCCUGACGACACUAGUAAACAUGUAGAUCAAGAUAAUAAACAAGACAAAAGCAAACCACCUGCAAAGCCGUUGAUGUAUAACCAAGACGUUGAGAGGCUUUUGGAUACAAUUGAUCAUUUGAGCUCAUUUGGUUACAAUAGGGAGGAACUUCGGGAGGCUAAAUUUACGGAUAUGGCAUCAGAACUCGGCAGAACAUUCAAGUUGAAAUCUAAAUUAUUACUACAGUGGGGCAGUCACGAACACUCGGAAGAAGGUGACGACAACUUUGUAAUGUUUCACCAUAACAUACGAGCCGGGGCACUCUACAAUCCUGAAGACAGACACAUUGAUGGUUUGCUGCAUGACAUGGCAACCGACAAAAUCAAAUCUAUAGAGGUCAUCCCAGAAGGGACCGAGUUCAAACUUCUGAUGAGGUUUUGGAAAGGCACAAAAUCUAUUUUUAAACCCAUGAG